CAGAGCAAUCAGCUGUUGCUGCUGCCUUUAGAAAGUUUUAAAUAACGACAUUAAUUACGGAAGAAAUCCGUCCAACAGUAUUGGUGAAAAUAAUACAUGCAAUAUCAUCAGGGCUAUAGGCAACGACAAAUCCGCGUUAAUCAGCAGUAAAGCAGUUGAGGCGUUAGUAUCUGAAAACCCGCCGUCGCGUUUGGAAGUCCAUGAGAGGAACUGCGCUGCAUUCUGGUGAAUGAAUUGCUAAUUCCAUUAUCUACGGAAGUCUGGUGGAAGGCAGUCGGAUCCCCAAGCUCCGCGAGAGAUAACUACCAAGUCGGGGACGAAACGGAACGGCAGAAUGCCCCGCUCUGAUACGGAGGCCUUGGUGACCGAUGUGGAGGCUGGCGAAGAUUCGGCGCCACGCAUUCUGGACGCCUCUUCUGCGGCCAGCAGUGAGCAGGUGGACCUUCCUCCAGUUCCUCCGCCCCAUGACUUCAACAGCUACCGUUGGUUCAUCCUGGAGCCCGCAGUUUUUCUAAUCUUCUUCGCCAGAUAUCUAAUCGGGGCGGUUUAUCAAAAUCAGAUCCUCUACCAGACCUGCGUCACCAUCGAGAAAUUUAAUGCCACGCAAUGUGAGCCGUUGCUGGGCAUCGAUCGCGGAUCGGAUGCGGAUAAAGAAGUCGAAGUGAUAGUACAGACGUAUUCGGCAAAUAUCAUGAUGACAACCUCUUUGCUGGAGAGUAUAAUACCUGCCUUCGCGAGUCUAUUCCUGGGUCCCUGGUCCGACAAGUUCGGAAGGCGACCCAUUCUGCUGACUACUUUCACGGGUUACCUCUCUGGCGCUCUAAUUUUAAUAGUUAUUACCUACAUAACCAGGUCCACGAAUAUUAGCCCGUGGUGGUUCCUUUUGUCCUCAGUUCCUUCGGUCCUAAGCGGUGGAACAUGCGCCUUGAUCACGGGCAUCUAUUGCUACAUAUCCGAUGUGGCCAAGGAGCGAAAGAAGGCUUUAAGAAUGGUUCUCAAUGAGGCCUCCCUAUGCGCUGGAAUGAUGAUGGGCAAUGUGGCCAGCGGCUACAUCUAUGCCGCCACGAAUGCCUUGGUUCUUUUUUCCGUAGCCGGAACCCUGAUGAUGCUUGCCUUGAUGUACGUAUUUCUGUUUGUGCCAGAGAGCUUAAAUCCAGCCGAUAUACACACAGGAUCGCGAAUCCGCGAGUUCUUCCGUUUCGAUUUGGUCAAGGAUUUAGUACGCACCUGCUUCAAAAGGCGACCAAACUUUGAUCGCGCCAUCAUCUGGCUUACUAUGAUUGCCCUGACGAUAGCCAUUUUCGAUAUGGAGGGCGAGGGCACUGUAAACUACAUGUUCAUGCAGGAUCAAUUCAACUGGACCAUCAAGGACUUCAGCCUGUUCAACGCCUCCCGCAUUGUGAUCCAAAUCGUGGGCAGCAUUGUCGGCAUGGUGGUACUGCGACGGGUCCUAAAAAUGUCCAUCGUUACAAUGGCGAUGCUUUCCCUGGCCUGCUGCGUCCUGGAGAGCACGGUGCGAGCCACUGCCGUGUACUGGCAGGAGAUGUACUUGGGCAUGACGCUGGGAAUGAUGCGGGGCGUCAUGGGUCCUAUGUGUCGUGCGAUUCUCUCGCAUGUUGCGCCUGCCACGGAAGUGGGCAAGAUUUUCGCUCUGACCACUUCCAUGGAGUCGGUGUCCCCGCUCGGGGCUGCUCCUCUGUACACAACCGUCUACAAGGCAACGUUGCAAUACUACCCAGGAGCUUUCAAUUUCAUCAGCGCCGUUCUAUACUUUGUCUGCUACAUUCUGAUAGCGGUGAUUUUCGGAAUCCAGAAGUCGAUGGGCAGCAGCAGUAUCUACCAGGCUAUAGGCAGUUAACCAGCUACCCGGCGCUCCGAUUUAGCUGAAUGUAUCUCAUAAGUUAAAUUCCUCCUGCAAGUGCUGCGAAGAGCUCUCAUUUUGAACGAUUAGAAACUAUUUUUGUAAAUUAAUCUAGUGUUUGUACUCCUUGUAUUUGUGCAAGUAUUAUUAUGAGUUUUAAUUCUAUGCAUGUACUGUCCGCUAUCUGGACUGUGUUUUGCAUGUGCAAACAUUGUAAGUUAAGAAGAAAAGAUUCGACUGUUUUCAGUGUGACAAUAAACUGUAAAUACACCGAA
Molecule: messenger RNA, 2136 nt
Organism: Drosophila takahashii
Lineage: Eukaryota; Metazoa; Arthropoda; Insecta; Diptera; Drosophilidae
Product: probable peptidoglycan muropeptide transporter SLC46
Biological process (GO): transmembrane transport
Cellular component (GO): membrane
Molecular function (GO): transmembrane transporter activity
Source: RefSeq, a predicted model, not a curated record